Messenger RNA from Pygoscelis adeliae (Adelie penguin), 279 nucleotides. RefSeq names its product cirrhosis, autosomal recessive 1A (cirhin) (gene UTP4). The transcript has 2 exons. The annotation marks the transcript as partial. NCBI's taxonomy places the organism in Eukaryota, Metazoa, Chordata, Aves, Sphenisciformes, Spheniscidae. Gene Ontology annotation, cellular component: t-UTP complex; small-subunit processome; 90S preribosome. Gene Ontology annotation, molecular function: RNA binding. Gene Ontology annotation, biological process: maturation of SSU-rRNA from tricistronic rRNA transcript (SSU-rRNA, 5.8S rRNA, LSU-rRNA). The record is from RefSeq and is a predicted model, not a curated record.
CCCGAGAAGCAGUACACGGCCUGGAGCCGCAUGGUGCAGAACUGCGGGCUGCAUAAGGUCUGGCUGGAGAGGGACUCGCCCAUCACCCACAUCACCUUCAACCCCAAGAACCCCUCGCACAUCCUGCUCCACGACGUCUACAUGUUCUGCGUCCUCGACAAGUCCCUGCCCUUGCCGGACAACAGUGCCCUCCUGAUGAACCAGAGCACCCUGAAGCAGCUCCCAGAGACUGCCAGGCAGCGGCAGCUCCAUGCCUUCAAGAUCUGCAAGAAGUUCCAG